UUCACUCCGUUUGUCAACACAACUGUAACCGUAUCUAAAAGCGUGAAAUGUGUGUCCAAUGGUGUGAACCAAUUGACUGGUCUAUCACUCAAUGCUGUCUCCCAUCCCAUGGAGUUGUCGUGCAGUGGCUUUCACUUCAGACAAAUCCCGUAUACAUUUGCCGCUGACUUCAAUGGACAACAAGAGGAUUUGACUGUAGAAAAUUGCAACCAGGUUGUAUCAUCAGUCAAUGGCAAUAUGUUUGAGUUGAAUUUGGGUCCCAUAACCUCUGGCCGAUGCAAAGGGGACUUACUAUACGUGCAGACCGUCUACACAUCGGACAACCCGUUAGCCUGUGCUCAACAGACACUCAAUACUCUGCGUAUAACCCAAAUGAGUGCCGGAAUCUAUGGCGACAAUUGUCCGACCGAGUGCUCAGACUAUACCGCAACUUCCGUUACUAUUAAUCCCGCUAUAAACAACCAUGGACAAGCUUAAAUACAUAUCAA
Messenger RNA from Medioppia subpectinata, 488 nucleotides. Lineage: Eukaryota; Metazoa; Arthropoda; Arachnida; Sarcoptiformes; Oppiidae. The record is from the annotation of a GenBank genome assembly.